Messenger RNA from Cottoperca gobio, 1683 nucleotides. Its product is annotated as high affinity choline transporter 1-like. Lineage: Eukaryota; Metazoa; Chordata; Actinopteri; Perciformes; Bovichtidae. The transcript is spliced from 8 exons. Gene Ontology annotation, cellular component: plasma membrane. Gene Ontology annotation, molecular function: choline:sodium symporter activity. Bases 1 to 1683 code for a protein of 560 amino acids. The record is from RefSeq and is a predicted model, not a curated record. Gene Ontology annotation, biological process: transmembrane transport; acetylcholine biosynthetic process; choline transport.
AUGGCUCUGAACAUCCCCGGUGUGAUAGCAGUGGUUCUGUUCUAUAUCCUGAUCCUGGGGACAGGGGUUUGGGCUUCCCGAAAGUCCAGGAAAGCUGAGAGGAUGAGCCAUGGAGACAGGACUGAAGCGGUGCUCCUCGGAGGCAGAAAUAUCAGCUUGCCGGUCGGGAUUUUCACCAUGACUGCUACAUGGGUUGGAGGUGGUUUUAUCCUGGGUGUGGCUGAGGCGGUGUACUCUCCUAAAAUGGGGUUAAUAUGGGCUCUUAUGCCUCUGUAUUACUCGGUGUCCUUCCUAAUAGGUGGUCUUUUCUUUGCAAAGCCAAUGAGGGAUAUGAAGUAUGUCUCCAUGAUGGACCCAUUCCAGAUAAAGUAUGGCAAUGUACUCAGUGGUGCUCUGGUGCUGCCUUCUCUGCUGGGGGAAGUGCUGUGGGUGUCCUGUACUCUGCUUAGCUUAGGAGUAACUAUGACUGUGAUACUGGACUUACCCUAUGCCUAUUCUGUGUGGAUCUCAUCAGCUGUGGCCAUCAUCUACACUUUGUUCGGAGGCCUAUAUUCAGUGGCCUACACGGAUGUUAUCCAGCUCUGCCUAGUUUUCCUCAGUUUGUGGUUGUGUGUCCCCUUCCUGCUGCUCAACCCCUCAUCUACAAACAUUGCCUUGACUGCUUUCAACCACACGUUCCAAGAACCCUGGGUCGGCACUCUGGAGCAGGACAGAGUCUGGAAUUGGAUUGAUGACUUCUUAAUGAUUGGUCUUGGUAGUGUUUCAUUUCAGAGCUUCCACCAGAGGACGCUGUCUGCCUCCUCAUCACGAACUGCCCAGUUAACCUGCUAUGUUGCUGCUGUUGCCAUUGCCAUGCUGGGAAUCCCCCCUGUCUUGGUUGGGGCAAUCGCCGCCUCCACAGACUGGAACCAAACGCUGUACGGUUCUCCAUCUCCAUAUGUACGUGGUGAGCAUAGUUUGGUCCUGCCCCUGACUCUACAGUACCUCACUCCAUCUUACAUCUCAAUCAUUGGAAUCGGAGCUGUUGCCGCUGCUGUCAUGUCAUCCACAGACUCUAGCGUGUUGUCUGCAACUACUAUCUUCUCUUCAAACAUCUACAAGAAUAUCCUGCGUAAACAGGCAUCAGACAAUGAAAUGCAAUGGGUGAUUUGGGUCACAGUGGUGGUGGUGGGUCUGGUUGGGACAUCCAUAACGUUCUACACCAACAGCCCCCUGGCCCUCUGGAUUCUCGGAGCAGACGCCUCCUACACUCUUAUAUUCCCCCAUCUGGUUGCUGUGCUCUUCUUUAAAGUGACAAAUGGUUACGGUGCCACGGUGGGUUACAUCACAGGGCUGACAUUAAGGAUUUUGUUGGGGGAGAACCUUUUAGGUCUUCCUGUUGUUCUUCAUCUUCCUGGUUGCACAUUGAAAGAUGGCGUCUACGUCCAAAAGUCCCCUAUCAGGACAGUCUCCAUGGUCUGCACUUUGGUAACCAUCUUAGUUUUUUCCUCGCUGGCUUUGUUCAUGUUCAAUCACGGCCUGUUGCCUGAGAGGUGGGACAUUUUCAAAGUAAAACAUAAUGUCACUGUGUCACCUGCGGAUCCUGUCACACAGAAUCUCAGAGAAGAAGCUGGGAGCGAUGCUGAGUGUGAAGAGAACAAACAUGGAGUUGCCUUACAGCCAGUGCUGGAGACAGGAAAGUGA